Nicotiana attenuata is the source of this 1035-nucleotide messenger RNA. RefSeq lists its product as uncharacterized. NCBI's taxonomy places the organism in Eukaryota, Viridiplantae, Streptophyta, Magnoliopsida, Solanales, Solanaceae. The record is from RefSeq and is a predicted model, not a curated record. The transcript is spliced from 2 exons. Bases 1 to 1035 code for a protein of 344 amino acids.
AUGGCGGAAAAAGAAGCAAGGUUGAAGAAGAUAGCAGAUGUCUCAAACAACCUCUUAGGAUCCCUCGACGAAGCCAGUAGGGAAAAUACCGAGAAUACAAUACCAAGAUUUACACCGGAGGGGGAGAUCUCGCCCUCCCCGCACGGAGAUCUGACAGUCUUGCGAGAAAAAGGAGCUUCCACGUCCACGGCGAGAGAAACACCACCAGCGAUCAAAAAGCUACUAGAGGAGUGGCUGAUAAGUGCCCUGAGCAAUAUGCUCGAAAGGCCCCCUCAAGGAAAUGUCGAAGACUCGCCGACUACAGAAAUCGUAGUUGCCUCCGGAGAGCCAGGCGCUACUCGAACGAACAACACCCGCACGGUCAUCGAGGCAAGCGACGAUGCACUCACAACCAUUUUAAAGAAAAUGGAAGAAAUGGAAAACGAAAACAAAAUACUUCGCGAUCAAAUAAAAGAGCACCAGGAAAGGGCUGACAAAAUACCUGGCGCCCCUAAGCUGCUACCAAAACGUGAUAUUGGAAGGUUCAUCGAACAGCCAUACAGCGAAGAAGCUGCUCCUCACCCCAUCCCGAAAACCUUCAAAAUGCCACCAUACUUGAGAAUAUACGACGGGACCACGGAUCCAGAAGAUCAUCUAAUCCACUACGUUACCGCGGUAAAAGGCAAUGACCUGUCAAAAGAACAAGUGCCAUCUGUGCUGCUGAAAAAGUUCGGUGAGACUUUGACAGGAGGAGCAUUGACAUGGUACUCCCAGCUACCAGCUCGAUCAAUAUCAACGUUCGAGGAGAUGGCAGACAAAUUUGCUACCACCCAUGCAGGAGCUAAAAAGGCCGAAGCUAGGGUCAACGACAUCUUCGCCAUCAGGCAAACAGCGAGCGAGGGACUUAGAGACUUCCUGGCCCGAUUCAACAGAGUAAGGGCAGAUGAAGAUGAUCUUAACGGGCCAACUCAGCGAUUAACGUCAGUCCAAACCGAGGCAAGGAGGGACAGACGCAAUGAUGGGCGAAGAGAUCAGCCACCGCGUUUCAAUCGAUAA